CGCAUUUUAUACCUUGGUCUCGCCAUCAUAUCUUUUCAACUUUUUGGCUGGCUCAAGAGUCUUCUUCCCUUUGCUCCACCGGCGCCUAAUCCACACUGACCACAUCCCACCAAACUUUCACCACCGACCCUCCCCCCAUCGCCGCCGCAAUAAUGUUCGCGCAGGCGGCACCGUCAUCGGCCCGCGAGUACACGCCCGAGCAUAUGCAGCAGUGGAGCUCUCUUCCGGCGGACCCACCACUGCCGGAGCGCGAAGCAGUGCGCGCGAUCCACGUGUACGAUUUCGACAAUACGCUCUUCUGCAGUCCGCUACCCAACUACAAGAUCUGGCACUCGCCGACGCUCAACAACCUGCAAUCGCCGACCUGGCUCGCUAAUGGUGGGUGGUGGCAUGAUCCGCGGAUUUUAGCGGCUACGGGCGACGGGCUGGAGGCAGAGGAGAUGCGCGCGUGGCGCGGAUGGUGGAAUGAGAAUAUUGUACAGCUGGUCGAGCUUAGUAUGCGCCAGAAGGAUGCGUUGACUGUGCUCCUGACUGGCAGGAGCGAUACGGGCUUCGCCGAGUUGGUGCAGAGGAUUGUCAAGAGUCGCGGAUUGGUGUUCGAUAUGGUCGUCCUGAAGCCGAAGGUCAUGCCCACUGGACAGCAGAGUCAGAAUACUCUCGCUUUCAAGACGGUGUUUUUGGCCGAGCUGUUGAAUACCUACUCGGAGGCGCAAGAGCUACGAAUCUACGAAGACCGAGUAAAGCACGUGCGCACCUUCGAGGACUUUUGCAAAAACUACGUCCAGACGACCUACAACCGACGAGCGCACCUCAAGACGGAUGUCAUCCAAGUGGCCGAGACCGCGCGAUCUCUCGAUCCGACCAUUGAGCUCAAGCAAAUCCAGACGAUGGUCGAUGAGCAUAACGAGGUGCAGCGGUCGUUCGGUAUGCGUGGGUUCCAGCCGUUAAGGAUCAAGAAGACGGUUUUCUACACCGGGUAUCUACUCAGUACCGCUACUAGUACGGCGCUGCUGAACGACCUGGACAUUCCAACCAUGUUGGCGAAGGAGAAUGAUGUCAAACUGAUGGCGAAUAACGUUCUCAUCACUCCGAGACCGGCGUCGAAAUCCGUGUUGGCAAAGACCGGCGAUUUCGGGAGUAAGGUCGAGUUCGAAGUCGUCGGUGUGGCUCACUGGGAACAUAAAGUUUGGGCGGCGCUGGUGAAGCCGGUGGAUGAGAGUAUUCGGGUCUAUACGGAUAAUCCGGAGCCGAUAGUAGUGCUCGCUGUCCGACGGGGAUCGAAACCCAUCGAUGCCGGCCGUAUCGACAAAAAUCACUGGAAGAAGCCGGCGCAGACGGUCCGCUUCAACACGGUUGUCGGCGAGAGACUUCUGCUGCGUAUCGAGGAAGAUAACAAUGAAGGUCACCACCACCGACGAAAUGAUUACCGGGGAUCUUGGGAAGGGCACCGAGGAGGCGGCGGCCGACGUGGCCGAACAGGCUUUGGAGGGCGAGGACGAGGAGGAGGCCGUGGUGGAUAUAACGGAGACGUGAGACAUGUCGCGGACCAUGGACCGAUCGGUGCCGUGGAAUCUAUGGGCUGGCUUAACGACGUUUGCUGAGCGAGCGAUAUAUGAUUCAUACAUGAUGUGUAUGAGUUUGGGUUUUGGCGUACAAGGCUGAAUGAAUUUUUGCUCUGGGCUGGUAGGCUGUGUUUUCUACAAUGUGUACUUCCCAGCACUAAGCUUACGGCCGUGGGAUACUUCCUCGAAUGUAAAAGUUGAGGACUUGAAACGUGG
Molecule: messenger RNA, 1778 nt
Organism: Tricharina praecox
Lineage: Eukaryota; Fungi; Ascomycota; Pezizomycetes; Pezizales; Pyronemataceae
Exons: 4
Coding region: 153-1601 (482 amino acids)
Biological process (GO): box C/D sno(s)RNA 3'-end processing; rRNA methylation
Cellular component (GO): small-subunit processome; box C/D methylation guide snoRNP complex
Molecular function (GO): histone H2AQ104 methyltransferase activity; RNA binding; rRNA methyltransferase activity
Source: RefSeq, a predicted model, not a curated record